This is a messenger RNA of Jatropha curcas, 1032 nucleotides long. Lineage: Eukaryota; Viridiplantae; Streptophyta; Magnoliopsida; Malpighiales; Euphorbiaceae. The record is from RefSeq and is a predicted model, not a curated record.
CGAUGUCGUCUGAAAGCUUCAUAGUACGUCUAUUCGGUUUGCUUGAUGCGUCGCGUCGGUAAACCAAUCGGAAGAACGUUCUCUCAGUUUCGUUCUCUCUCCUGAUGAACGGCAAUCUAAGCACUCCCGCGCUCGGUUUGGAUCAUCUUUAACUAGUUCCAAUCGCCAGAGAACCACAAAGCAGCGUAACAUCGAGACGGAAUCAUCAAUCUUUGCGUAAGCUAAGGUUCCUGCAGACUGUGAUGAUUUGAAGUGCUAAAAUUUAUUUGCUUGUGCGUCGAAAACCAAUAUGGAUCCAAAUGGUUUCAUUGAUGAGAAGGCUGAAAGCAGACUUUAUAUUGGUAACCUGGACUUGAGAAUAACAGAGGCUGCUCUGAUAAAGAUGUUUUCUCCGUAUGGCAAGAUUGUAUCUGAAGACUUCUUAUGGCAUACUCGUGGUCCAAAACGUGGAGAACCACGGGGCUUUGCAUUUAUCCAGUUUAGCACGAAAGAGGAAGCUAAAUUGGCCAAGGAGAAGAUGCAUGGGAAAUUGGCCUGUGGCCGCCCUUUGGUCGUUCGCCUUGCGAGUGAGAAAUGCAUGGAGGAAGUGGCACAAAAUUCUUCUAGAGCAGUAGGUGAGAUGAACAAGACAGGUAUUGUUGGUGGCACUUCAGGGCAGAUGAGUCGAAGUGCCAAGAUAGCUGCAAUAAAGAACAAAUUGAGAGCGUUGGAAGAAGAGGGCUCCAGUGUGAAGAAGCAGAAGCAAGCCGACAGCAUCUCUUGUAAUGAUAGUCAUGACCUUUCAUCUAGCGAAAAAUGAUGAAUAAAGAUGUUGAAAAAAGAAUAUGGUUAUCUUUCAAGUAUGUUCAGGUUCCAUUAGUUUGAGCACAAUUUGAUGUGCCUACUUUAGGGAGGGGGUGCAGAGAUGAAUAUAUUAACUUCAAUGAUCAUUCUUUAGCCUGAAUUUCCUUGCCUCUGCUGCGUUCCUUAUCGUAAUUGACUUGUAACAAUAGCCCCUGAUGAUGAAAAUUGAAUUGAGGAUUUGGGAUUUCA